Molecule: messenger RNA, 954 nt
Organism: Paramacrobiotus metropolitanus
Lineage: Eukaryota; Metazoa; Tardigrada; Eutardigrada; Parachela; Macrobiotidae
Exons: 4
Coding region: 55-954 (299 amino acids)
Source: RefSeq, a predicted model, not a curated record
UGUGAUAUCUGAAAUUUGAGAUUUUCAACUGGGUAAUUUUUAAUUUGGUUUGCCAUGACGUCCGACAGCGAAGUGGAAUCGGAUAGUGAAUCUCCACCGUCAAAGCAAAAACGAACAAGCAGUGGCUCUAUGGAUGAAUCUGCAGUCCACCAAGUUGCUCAAGACGAGGAAAUUGUUGUUGACGAAGAAGCACUUUCUGUUAACGGAUCUACGAACGGCGACAGCCAUUCGGAAGGCGAGGUAGUUUGGCUGGAUCCGGAGCCGCUUAUUCUCUUUGCCCGGGGUGCCAGAGAGCGCUUAAAGCCGGAAACCGGGGAUACGGCUGUCGGAAGAAUUUGGAAAACGAAGUCAUAUCGGGUGUUCCAAAGGCCGAAGUCUGAAAGACUGGCGGAAACUCAUUCUCUGAUCUUGAGUGAGCCAAAUGUGGACAAGGUCGUGAAUAACUCUUUGCCCAAGGAAUAUCAAGGAAGUGGAUUCUUUGCCGUGAAAAUUAAAGAAGGAGUGGUCGAAAAGGUGAAAAAGGUUUUAGAUUUACUGAAGCGCGACGGAAACCGAACGUGGUCACAGCGAACCCGUACUUGGUGUCAGUUUAAGCGAAAAAAUCAAACGUUUCAUGUCUUUGUGGUCUACUAUGAUCACAGCUGCGAAGGCUUCCGAAAAACUGUCAGUUUUAUUGUGGAACGCAAUAACUCCAGACGUAUGGAUUUUACAGUCUGCUACAUUGCGGUUGUGCGUUACUAUUGGUCGAAAGGAGUGACGCCAAAAUCGUUUGACCCCAGCAAAUAUCGGGAGGAAAAGCUUGGAGAAUAUUUCAAAAAAGAACUUGCUUCGAAGUUUGACCCGAAGUUGCUUGGACCAUCGACCGCACCGCGCCAUGCGCUGCAAGAAGUAAUUAAAGAGACUCCGGCUGAAAUAAUUCAAAUAAAUCCAUCGUUCCAGAUUUCGUCCCGGUAG